CCGGGUCAAGACCAUUCGCAAAUAGGUGCACAACCAGAGUCACAUUUCUCUCGCUCCAAGCGGAGGGGCUUUGGGGUCGAGCUCCCUUAAACGCAAGGGAUAGGGAGACGUCGUUUGGGAACGGGCGGUGCGUCGAGAUUGAAUUGUAUUUUUCCAGCUUUCCCCCGCCCGGGAGGAUGGAGGCGGGGUAUACCGGAUGGUGUACUCCGGGAGCCAUGUUGGUUUCCGUUGGACUGAAAGUUGAGGAACAAGUUUAAACCGGGGCGCGAGCGAGAGCGCGAGACAGACAGAGCGGCUGCGCCCCUCCCUGCGCGGGGGACUGCACUGCACUGCCCUGCUCCGCUCCGGAGGGAUCCGCCUGCUCGUUCGACCGUCCGCAAUGUGCCGCAGCUGAGAGGCGAUAGGCCGGAGAGGAGCGGCCGUGAGAGUCGACAAUGAUUUCCAACCAGCAGAGCAGCAACCGGCCCCGGGCCAACAACAUCGGCUCGAUCCUACUGACCCCGCAGGAGAACGAAGCACUCUUCAGCUGCCUCGGAAGGAAAUGCCUGACAUUAUCAUCAGCCGUUGUUCAAGUAUUUGCUGCAGAACGCAGUUCGCAUUGGACAAAAAAGUGCUGUGGAGUCGCCUGCCUUAUCAAAGACAAUCCUCAAAGGUCUUACUUUAUCCGCGUUUAUGAUAUAAAG
Rhincodon typus (whale shark) is the source of this 683-nucleotide messenger RNA. RefSeq names its product neural Wiskott-Aldrich syndrome protein-like. The annotation marks the transcript as partial. The record is from RefSeq and is a predicted model, not a curated record. Lineage: Eukaryota; Metazoa; Chordata; Chondrichthyes; Orectolobiformes; Rhincodontidae. The transcript has 2 exons.